AUGCCACCGAGACUCAACGUCGCCGACACACCUCGAUACACAACUGUUGCUCGCGCGCGACCUGACGGGGCGGCUUCAAACAUGUAUGAAUGGGUCGAGCGACGCCAACGCCGAUGGGGCGAACCUCUGCAGAAGGUGACGGGAUGGGGCGAUAACUACGUUGGAGGUCGAUGGGGCGAACCUGUAAGAGGAUCCGGCGACUCCGCUGGACGUCGAUGGGGCGAGCAACGUCGAUGGGGCGAUGACUCUGUUGAACGUCGUUGGGGCGAACCUGUAAGAGAAUCCGGCGACUCUGCUGGACGUCAAUGGGGCGAACCUGCAAUCAGCAGGCUACGCGCACAGAGAGAGUAUGGUCACGCGAUGUCGGAUUGGCUUGCAUACCUCGCAAACGCUUCUCGCGGUACCAGCUGGGGCGAAGCUCCAGACUCGCAUGACGGAUGGAACGACUCGGGCUGGGAUGCUGCUUCAACUGGUGUUAGAGAGUGUGACGAAUCGGAUUCUGGCGACUUGGCUGUCUCAGAUCACUUUGACGGUAGGGAUCAGUCGGAUGGCUGGGGUGGCGAAUCGAAGCACUCGCGAGCGGAGGCGCACAAGGGCUGGUCUGACUGGGGAGAGGAGCCCGGCGCCUCGGCUUUCUCAGAUCACUUUGACGGUAGGGAUCAGUCGAAUGACUGGGGCGGCGAACCGAAGCACUCGCGAGCAGAGGCGCACAAGGGCUGGUCUGACUGGGGAGGGCAUUCUGGAUGGCGAGACGAGUCCGGCGACUUGGCUGUCUCAGAUCACUUUGACGGUAGGGAUCAGUCGGACGGUUGGGGUGGCAAAGUGAAGCACUCGCGAGCAGAGGCGCACAAGGACAGGUCUGGGUGGGGAGAGCAUUCUGGAUGGGCAAACGCUUCCAGCUGGGAAAUGGACAGCUGGGGCGCCAGCAUGGAGUCUGAACAUUUCGACGGUUGGGACGCCAGCAUGAAGUCUGAACCUUCCAACAAUUGGGACAACAGCAUGAAGUCCGAACACUCCGACUCCAGCUCUGAGUCCCUCCUGACACCGAGUGCAACGACCGACUCUUCGCCCGAGCCAUCGUGGGGGACCAGACAGUACUCGCCAAUUCAACGCCAAGACGAGGAAGUGAAGGAGCUUCGCCGACAGUUGGCUGAGGAGAAGCGCAAGAAUGCAGAACUUGGUCGACGACUCUACACGCUUGAGAACGAGCAGAUCGAUCCAGGUAGUACUGUCUUGGGCGCUAUUGGAGAAGACGACACCGCUGAGACAGCAGCAUUCAAGCGGUUCGUGGAGGAGCAUACGCCACGAAGCACAUCCUUCACGCCUAAGGCUGCUCGCAACAUCUCUGCCACAGAAAAUUUCGACUCUCCACCCAACAAAUUGUCCAAGGCAACUCUCGAGAGCAUCGCCACCAGCCUUCCUUCAAACAAGUUCCCAACUGGAAAAGAACGUGACUCGCAAAUUCUCAAACGGGAAGCCAACAACGCCCAUCCAGAUCGCCUCUCUGGCACCAUCCACGACACUAUCUACGGCACACGUCCAGUCUUCUUCACUAUGAGCGAUGAAACCACAUUUGCUGACGUCCUGCAAGCCUGGAAGGAGCGGAGAGGUAUCGAAGAUGAUGGACUGGAUCUGGCUCAUGAGGUGGAGUUGGUCGAUCUUGAGAAGACGGCAGGCAUGCUUGGAUUUACUAAUGACCACCACAUUGAGCUGAAUCUCCUUCAAUUGGAUGAGGGAGGCAGCGGUGAGAGUGAUGAGUGGCUAGAGGCUGGAUGGUAG
Pseudocercospora fijiensis CIRAD86 is the source of this 1779-nucleotide messenger RNA. RefSeq lists its product as uncharacterized. The transcript has 2 exons. The record is from RefSeq and is a predicted model, not a curated record. The coding region runs from base 1 to 1779 and encodes 592 amino acids. NCBI's taxonomy places the organism in Eukaryota, Fungi, Ascomycota, Dothideomycetes, Mycosphaerellales, Mycosphaerellaceae.